Molecule: messenger RNA, 1979 nt
Organism: Pimephales promelas (fathead minnow)
Lineage: Eukaryota; Metazoa; Chordata; Actinopteri; Cypriniformes; Leuciscidae
Source: RefSeq, a predicted model, not a curated record
CAACAACUCGACGCACCACACCACGCCACACACGCUUUCGCGACAUUUUGAAGUUAAAAACCUGUAGCUAUAUGUUAUAGUUGAGAAACAUGUCGAGUACACAGGCGGAAAGCGUCAUAAGAAACAUCAUCCGCGAGAUCGCGCAGACAUGUUUGAGCAGAGGACAGACUCUGUCCGAGACGCUCAUCGCGUUCAUGGUCAAAGCUGUUGUUCUGGACCCCAGGAAUCACUUUAACGUGGACAGGACUCUUACAAAGCAAGAUGUGCAGCAACUCAUAGAGCUGUGUGUGGACAGACUCAUGGACCAGGCCAGUCCAACGCUGAACACCAUUAAGAUGCAGGUUUACUUCGACAUGAACUACACAUCUCCACGUGAGUUUGUGGAGAUGCACCAGAAGGUCCUGCAGUCUCGUCUGCUGUCUCUGAGCCGAGAGAUCACGGACAGUCGAGCUCAGACCCGAGAGGACCUGCAGGGCCUGUACAGCAAGAUCGUCAGCUACGUCAUGCAGCGCUCCGGCCUCGGCUCGCCCACUGACAUCAGCACCGUGAGGGAGACCACAGCGGCUCUGCAGAGCGUCUUUCCACAGUCACAGCUGGCCACCUUCAUGUCUCUGCUGAAACAAGACAAAGAGAAGCAGCUGACUCAACUGAGCCUGAUCGUCAGCGGCAUACGGCUCUUCAACAAGGACAGCGAGAAGGGCGGAGAGGGCAUCCAGAACCUGCCGGCCAUCCUGAGCGAGGCGGUGCCAGCCGCAGUGGCAGACACCGAGCGUGAGCUGGCCGGAGCACAGCGCUGGGCCUGGCAGUACACCGCCCUGCUGGAGAAGGUCUGCGAGCAGGACACAGGGCAGAGCGAGCACCCCGUCCACCCAGACCUGCUCAAACAGGCCCUGUAUAACGCGAGACAGCACGAGGCCUUCCUCAAACUCAUACUGGCGGACAUUAUGAUGAGUGCAGAGGAAGUGAUGCGGUUACAGUCGGAUCUGAAGACUCGUAUGGCGCUCCUGAGGGACACUGUGCACAGUAAUACUACAGUGCCUACAUCACACGUGUUUCCUCAUUUCACAGCGGUGUCUUCACUGUGGGCGGGGCUGGAGACUGAGAUGCUGCUACUGAGCGCGCUCACGAACCUGCUGCCCGGCCUGAGGCCCUUCCUAUCAGCACAGUCUCUGCUGAGCCCUGAGCAGAUGGAGGUACUGCUGAACGGCCUACAGGUGCCCACGGACGCCAGCCGAUGCGCUGCGAGCACAGAAGAGCGUGUGGCUGUGUCAGAGAUGUGUUCGCGUGAGUGGUGUUUUCCUGAGAGCACUGCUAACUUUGAGAGUGUGCCACUGCAGUAUAAGGGCUUUUGUGGAUUCACCCUCGUGAAGAAGAACGGCCUGUUACUGCCAGGUAAUCCCAACAUUGGCGUCCUAAAGCACAAGGAGAAGUUCUACGCUUUUAGCUCCAAGAGCGCAGCGCACGCGUUCGCCAGUGAAGCGGAUGAAUAUAGCGCUGCGGUGGUGGAGAUGGCGAGAAGACGGCCCGAGCUCAUCCAGCUGCUCCAGCUGCAUCAGGAGUUCGCCAGCGUGACUCCCUACUCUGAGAUGCAGUCAGGACAGAAACUGCUGGUGAAAGUCAUCUCUAAAAGUGACGCCAGCAUGCAAACAGAGAUACACCCUCUGGAGACCAACAUCGUCAAGUCUCAUGAGUGGAACGAGUGGGAGCUCAGGAGAAAAGCCAUCAAACUGGCAAAUCUGCGGAAUAAAGUGACGCGCUCAAUGCAGACGGAUUUGAGUCACAUGAGGCGGCACAACAGCACACAAACAUUCCUCCCUAAAGACGGCAGCAGCCAGACGAAGCGAGACGGAGAGAGUAAUGUUCCCAAACCACAGGUGUAUCUGUGUGGGCUGCGAGGAGGGACGAGCGCCGCCACCAACAUGACCAAGGUGGAUUUAACCAGAGCUGUGGAUGAAUGAACUCAAUAAACUUAUCCGGAA